GUUGGGUGAAAGGUUGAGCCAGGAAAAGAGGCGGAGCUACGCGCACACUCGCGCGGACGGUCGGGACGGUCUGAGGCCCAUGUGGAGUGGCAGCAGAAGCAGCCUGACUGCCACAUCUGGAUCGAGAUCUUGGGCCCUCAGCAGCUAUGAAGGGUAGCCGGAUCGAAUUGGGUGAUGUGACACCACACAACAUUAAGCAGUUGAAGAGGUUAAACCAAGUCAUCUUUCCUGUCAGCUACAAUGACAAGUUCUACAAGGAUGUGUUAGAAGUCGGCGAGCUUGCCAAACUGGCCUAUUUCAAUGAUAUUGCUGUGGGCGCAGUGUGCUGUAGAGUAGAUCAUUCUCAGAAUCAGAAAAGACUGUACAUCAUGACGCUUGGAUGUCUGGCCCCUUACCGACGGUUAGGAAUAGGAACUAAAAUGUUGAAUCAUGUGUUAAACAUCUGUGAAAAAGAUGGCACCUUUGAUAAUAUCUAUCUGCAUGUUCAGAUUAGCAAUGAAUCAGCAAUUGAUUUCUACCGAAAAUUUGGAUUUGAGAUCAUUGAAACAAAGAAGAACUACUACAAAAGGAUAGAACCAGCAGAUGCGCAUGUGCUGCAGAAAAGUCUCAAAGUCCCCUGUCUUGGCCAGAACACAGAUAUGCAAAAAUCUGACAACUGAGCAAAACCCAGGAAACCCUUUCUUGCACUUUCUUGUCACCAAAUAAGGAAAGAAGGCCUGGAGUUUUGGUUUUUUGUUUCCUUUUUCCUAAUACGUGCUGUACCUGUCCAACAAAUUAAUAACUUCCUAAGGAUUGUCAAAUUGUGUGUUUUUAUUUUAUAUCUCUACUUUGCAUUCUUUGGGAUAAAAAAGUUUUAAUGGGGGAGGAGGGAGAGGAGGCUUCAUAUGGUCUUCCAAAGGUCAUUUUUUUUCUUCAGCAUGUGUGAUCCUUCUGCUUUUCUGAUGAAGGACAAAGUUUAAGCAAUACCUUGCAUCAGUGCCAUAUUGCUUUUCCAAUUUGGAAGUUAUUUCUCUCUAGUUCUGAACUUGAUUUAGCAGGUUUGGCCUUGUUGAUCUUUGGAACAUACACAGACAUCAGUCUUAUGAAUGGUUUAUUUGUACUAGGUUUGGCCAGCUGAUGUCAUGUUCCUUGACAGGUGUAGGUGACAAUCCAAAUGGGUUAUACCAUCUUUCUUUCAUCCUCUGAUUAUAUACAUUUCAUGGGGAAAGAUGAACAUGCCUUGGUUCUGGCACAGUGGAGGAACAAACGUUUAAUGUUGUUAAAG
Notechis scutatus (mainland tiger snake) is the source of this 1264-nucleotide messenger RNA. It is a transcript of the gene NAA50, whose product is annotated as N-alpha-acetyltransferase 50, NatE catalytic subunit. The record is from RefSeq and is a predicted model, not a curated record. Gene Ontology annotation, cellular component: NatA complex. NCBI's taxonomy places the organism in Eukaryota, Metazoa, Chordata, Lepidosauria, Squamata, Elapidae. Gene Ontology annotation, molecular function: acyltransferase activity, transferring groups other than amino-acyl groups. Gene Ontology annotation, biological process: mitotic sister chromatid cohesion.